ACUUGAACUUGAAUUUAAGUUAGUUAAUGAUAUUGAUCCUUAAGAAUUAGGAGGACCUUGACAGCUUGCUACCUAUUACAGUCACUGAUGUGUUCUGGCGUUAGUGAACACCCGUCAGCAGUUCAAAAUAUGUAAAUCUUUGGAGGCCGAUGUCCGAUUUACAAACGAGUGGGUAUAUGACUUUCAGAUCUACAAGCCAAAUGCCAACUACACAAUCACUCGGACAAAACAUCAGCUAAUACUACAUAAUUGAUCUACCGGUAUCUUGCAAAAUAAACCCCAUAACAUUAGCCUACCUUUGUGUCUGACUGUAUGCUAUAUCUACUACAUUUCAUCUUUAGAAUAUGAUUCACUGUGUAGUGUUUUGUGUUAGUUCAGCAGUUCUUUUGACACUUGCAGUGAACAGCCAGGGAACGGCACUUUAACCUUUACCCCUCCAAACGUGGCCCCUACUGGUGGAAGUUUCAUAUUUAGUGUACAGACAUGAGAAUUCUCGGCAAUAAAGCAACUAAGCGCAUUUUCCCAAAAUGUCAAACUUUUUGCUCUAAGCUGGGAGAGCAGAAUAAAAAUGUUCUCCUUUGAGGAAAUUUAAAAGUCGACAUGUCAACGUGAUUUCUUAUUGUAAAAAAAAACAAGCAAUUAUCUGUGAAUCUUUUCAUCGAUACAGUACUGCCAAGAAAGUGCACUGACUGUGUCACGAAUGUAGCAGAGGACACUUUCAAGUGCCACAUUUUCAUUACGAUUUUUUUUUUCUUUUGUACAUUUAUCUCAUUUCUAUGGUCAAUUAGUUUCAAAUUUGUAUCUUUUAUAAUUAGACAUCUGAAUUCAUAACUGUAUAGAUUCAUGUAUAAGAUAAAGGACAUGUUUUGUGAAUGUAUGAAUUGUGUAUCAUAUUUUGAUAUUCGGAUGCUAUCUAUAUGCAUUACAGUAGGCUAUUAGAAAGCAGUCAUUAGCUGUGUAUGCAUCUAUUGUGUGAUUGGUUGUGUACACCAAUCAAUUUCCUAAAUAUUAAGAGCCUAUCCAAACCGUAUAAUGUGAUAAAGUGCUACUGUUACCAUUAGUAAUAUUCUGAAUAAGCUAUCUGCAGCCUGAUAUAUACACAGUAUAAAUGAAGUCUGCCAUUUUAAACAAAUAUAUAUACUGUAGAGCAACGACACUUGUUUCAUUGGAGUCAAUUAAACAUUUUUUAUGCCUUUGUCACCUGUUUUUCAUGGUGAGACAUUAGCUGGCUCUGUGGUCUUGGCCUUGCCUACUCCAAUAACUGUUUUAAAUCAAAGGUCAAAGGUUUAUGGCUUUGGUUGGAAGGAAGAAAGUCAAAACAGGAACACUAAGAAGUAGUCGUAAAGGGAAGGAGUAGGGUUGAGAAAACCUUUGCAAUAUAUUUAUGGGAUCAUAUUUGGAAAACUGGAGAAGUAGGCCUAGUUUUGCGAUGGUUUAGGAGUUCUUUAUACAUGUCUCUAUCUAUGCAGGUCGACCACAACAUGGGAAGAAGUUCAGUGUCAAUUUGUACAGACAAGCUGUUUAAAGUUUUAGUCAUUGGGGAUGUAGGCGUUGGGAAAAGCAGCAUUAUCUUGCGUUAUGUUAAUAAACGCUUUAAUGAAACAUAUAAAGCAUCUAUUGGAGUUGACUUUUCUCUAAAGACUAUUGAAUGGGAUGCCAAGACAGUGGUGAGACUGCAGCUUUGGGAUAUUGGAGGCCAGGAGAGGUUUAAGAAGAUGACCAGGGUGUUCUACAAAGAGGCGAUGGGAGCAGUAGUGGUCUUUGACAUUACAAACAGAUCCACCUUGGAGGCCGCCUCAGAGUGGAAGCAGGACCUGGACAGCAAAGUCUGUCUCGACAGCGGAUGUCCGGUCCCUGCCGUCCUGCUGGCCAACAAAUGUGACAUGACAGGAAGGGACAGAGACUUGGUGUCCUCCCUGGACAGCUUCUGUAAAGCCAACAGCUUCAUGGGCUGGUUUGAGACCUCUGCAAAGGACAAUAUAAAUAUUGAUGAGGCAGGUGCUCUCCUUGUCAAACAAAUGAUGCUCUGCGACACUGGCCUGUCCAACGAAGAGCACCGCUGGGACGGGAUCAAAGUGAACCAGGCUCCCGAGGAGAGUCAGAGCCAGGCAUUGUGCUGCUGGGGACCACGGCUCUGAGGCAACGAGCCAAACAACGGCAGCUACCCGUUAAACACUCUCAACAAGACCUGUGUUUGAUACCAAGGCAUGAAUCCACAGCAUAGAAGCUAUUUCAGCAUGUGUAACAUAUAGUCAUUAACUUUAAAUGCUUAUUUCUGCCCUGCCAGGCUUCUCAAUAAUGUGUGGGCUGCCUCAUAAACACCUCUGGAGACGACUG
This is a messenger RNA of Sebastes umbrosus (honeycomb rockfish), 2337 nucleotides long. RefSeq names its product RAB32b, member RAS oncogene family (gene rab32b). The transcript has 3 exons. Gene Ontology annotation, biological process: endosome to lysosome transport; phagosome-lysosome fusion. NCBI's taxonomy places the organism in Eukaryota, Metazoa, Chordata, Actinopteri, Perciformes, Sebastidae. The coding region runs from base 1452 to 2138 and encodes 228 amino acids. Gene Ontology annotation, cellular component: late endosome; Golgi apparatus; trans-Golgi network. Gene Ontology annotation, molecular function: GTPase activity; GTP binding. The record is from RefSeq and is a predicted model, not a curated record.